AAACCUCAGUGCAUUAUGGGCCUCUAUGCCAUGUUGCUGAGUCAGCGGUGUGUACAAUGGGGCCACAGGUAUAAAAAGAAAGGUUUUAAACCAGUAGGAUAUCAGUUCCAGAGCAGCAGCAGCAGCAGCAACAGCAGGACCCCCAUGAAGCAAGCCAAAAUGCCCAACAUGAACAGCAGGAUAGUCUUCUACGAGGACAGGAACUUCAUGGGCCGCUCCCAUGAGUGCAGCACCGACUGCCCUGACAUGUACUCCUUCCUGAGCCGCUGCCACUCCUGCAAGGUUGAGGGUGGCUGCUUCAUGCUGUAUGACCGCCCCAACUACAUGGGAAACCAGUACUUCAUGAGGAAGGGAGAGUACGCUGACUACCACAUGAUGAGAAUGGCCAACGGUAUGAGGUCCUGCCGCAUGAUCCCUAUGCACAGGGGAUCUUACAGGAUGAAGAUCUACGAGAGAGAGAGCUUCGGCGGUCAGAGCCACGAGAUCAUGGAGGACUGUGACAACAUCAUGGAUCGUUACCGCAUGUCCAGCUGUAUGUCCUGCAACAUCCAGGACGGCCACUGGCUCAUGUAUGAGAUGCCCCACUUCAGAGGCAGGAUGAUGUUCAUGAGGCCUGGAGAGUACAGGCACUUCAGCAUGGGUAUGGGAAGCAUGGGUGGCAUGGGCGGCAUGGGUGGCAUGAGGUUCCAGAGCAUGAGGCGUAUCAACGAGUCCUGGUACUAGAUGCUGCUCUUUACAAUGAUGUAAAUGAGACAAGCCAUUGAAUAAAAAUAUUUAAAUAAAACAUUUUAAAAGUUA
Molecule: messenger RNA, 798 nt
Organism: Oncorhynchus mykiss (rainbow trout)
Lineage: Eukaryota; Metazoa; Chordata; Actinopteri; Salmoniformes; Salmonidae
Source: RefSeq, a predicted model, not a curated record